CACGAAUAUUACGACCACCACACAAUCAAUGAUACGCUGCAGGGCAAACUACUGACGCGGGUGGAACUGUACAAGGGUGCUUCAGUUGCAGACCUGACGCAGCGCUUGUUUGGCGAGUUAAAUUGUUUUCAGUAUAGAGAGCAUGAUGAGUUACUAGCUGCAGUGCGUCAACCCUGACGCGUGGUCCAGGACUGGAUUUUGUCCUCAGAUCAUAGCACGCGGCGAGUAACCCAACGGUGCUAUAUCCCCAAAUGCGUGUACUUGCAAUACGAUACCUAUACAAAUUAUCAUAGUCAUUUCGUAUUCGAUAUCCGGGCGCCAGCCGGCACCUUUCCGGGUGACAAGUCACGUUCACUCGAGCCACGUUCGAAAUGUUAUGUUGUAUAUUCAAGGCGUUCGCGGGUAUUGGUACUGACGAGAAGCAAGAUGAUGCGUUGUGCGGUGGCCGCGCGGCCGACCCAUCGAGCACAGCGCAACCCGCAAGUGCAGGCCGCGCGAGUGCAUUAUCCAGCGCUUCGGGUGGUAGUACAAUGUGCAUGGAUACGGACUGUUGCAGCGCGGCGCCUAUAAUGACGGGGUUAGCAAGCAUCAAUGCGCUUUCGCAAAGGGCCUCUGCGGCAUGUAAGCUCUUAUCACUGACUGCGGGCGCUGGAAAUUGGUUCGAUCGCAUGCAAAGCGGACUGCUUGCGAUUGAGACGACGGUCGGCAUCGGCCCCGUCGGGCUAGCCCUGUUCCACCACACAUCGGACGCCAGCCCGUUCGGUACGUCUCACACCGCCGGCUGGCUGUGCCGGAGCAAUGGGGGCGCAGUAUCAGCGGCUGGCGGCGGCGGCGGCCCCUCCGCCAGCUGCUGGCUGCCGCAGCUGCACGAGGAGCUGAGUGCGCUCAUGACGGCGGCGGGGAUGGCGCAUCAGCCUCCGGAGUCGCACGUGGUGGUGGUGAGCCCGGUGGCGUGCGAGGAGGCUUUGUCAGGGCUCCUGGGGUUGGGCUCGGGCGGGGUGGUGGUCACAGCCUCCACUGUCCCGCUCGUGCUGGUGCCCGGGGAGCAGCUGGCGCUUCCGGUGCUUGACCGCACCGGGCGUCUGGCGGCGGCGCUGCUGCUGGGUCUCGGGGACUUCCAGCCGCAUGCUGGUCCUGCUGCUGCUACCGGGGGUCUGCAGCUGACGUCAACAGACGUGGCGGAGCUUCAGCGGCUGGCGCAGUUCUUUGGUUACGGCAUGUUUGCGGACCCUGAACAUACAGCCUUCCUGACCAAGGUUGCCUCCCACCUGUCCUCCGCCUCCGUCAGCCUCAGCCUGCACGACCUGGUGUGUGCGGUGCUGGACGCGGUGCCCGACCUGCUGGCCGCAAAGACGGGACUCACACGGCCGCACGCGCUCAUGGCAGCAACCACCGCGCCGGCGCCACCAGCUGCUGUGACGGGUCGCGGCAGCUACGGCGGUGACUCCUUGCCGUUUUACCCCGGCACCACCACCGCUUCCGCUACGGCUGUCGGCUGCCCACCACCGCUGCUAACAUCGGCAGUGUCCCUGGCGUCGCCAUCCUCAGCAGCCACCGCCACCAGCACAGCGGCUGUUGUUUUCGUGCCGAAACCCGGCGUUUUCACACAGCCGCUGUCUGUCACUGCGCCCCCGCCUCAGCAUCACGGGCAAGGGCUGGACGGCGGCGGUGAGUGUGAUGACCCCCUGCUGCGGCUGAUGGACACGCUGACAUCGCCCCGCCUGGGCGCUGCUGCUGCUGCUGCUGCUGCUGCGGCGGCGGCGGCGGCGGCGGCGGUGGCUACGGGUGCGGGCUCCGGCCACACUGCGGCACACCACACGGCCUCGCCGUUUUCAGCGGCAGCAGUAGGGUCGCAGCCGCACGCCGGUCAUCACGCCAACGGCAGCCCGCACCCGGCAACAACGGCAAGCGUGAACACACGCAGCGGCGGCGGCAAGCUCCUCGAGGGCGGGGCGGGCGGAAUUCAGGGUCUGCUGGGCGAGGGUGUGGGACUCGGGAGUGCCUCGGACCUGCACCUACUGCUGGGCUCGCUCACGCCAGGCGGCGGCGGUGCAGAUGUAGGCGGUGCGUGGGGUGAGCGGCCGCAGCCGCCGCCGCGCCCCGCCCGAGUCAAGGCCGUGCGACUGCCGCUUUCCGACACCCUGUUGCAGGACACCCUCCGGUCGGCGUCGCUGUCCACAAGCACGCCCGGGCCGACAUCCUACGCCUCCGGUUCUACCUCGCUCAACAUGCCGGCUUGGCCAUCUGCCCCGCUGCCGCCGCACCUGCCCCGCGCUCGGCCGCCCGCAGCAGUAGCCGCACCGGUGGUGGGCGGUUUCAACAAGGGCAACACUGCUGCUUGGCCACAAGUGCCCCCGGCUGCCUCUGGGCCUCUGGGCACAGUCAGCAGCGCCGGAGCUGCUGCCGUCGGCAGGCUCCCGCGGUCGUCGCUGCCAGCAGUCGUGGUCAAGGUGGUGUCCGAUGCGAGCAGCCACGUGCUCUGUGAGUCGCAGCCGCCGCGGGAUGUCCGCAUGUGCGGAAACGCCCUCGCAGGGCUACUGGCAGCAGCAAGUGGUGCUGGCGCCACGGCGCCACUGCAAGCGCCUGGAGCCAAGUCCAGUGCUUCAGGGCAGCAGCAGCACCAGCUCUCGGUGUCGCCUGGCACCCUACUGCUCUGUGUUGAGGCCGCUCCCACCCUUGCUUCUGCUCCGGCGUCUUCGGCUGAGACCGGCGCGUGGGGCGGCGGGCCGCUGCUGGCUCCGGCCCCCGCCCCGCCGCUGUCCUGUGCCUCCACCGCGGACGCAUCCGCCCUGCCGCCCAGCACGGCCCUGCUCAGCUCCCUGGCUAGCGGGCUGGGCGGCGGCGCAGACGGCGGCCGCAGCCUGCUGCCGGGCGGUGGGUCUGCAGCGUCCACGUGGGGCCACGGCUACGGCUACAGCUGCAGCAACCUGAGCGGCUGCCUGAGGCCGUCCGCCGGGGCCCCACCGCCAGCGGCUGGGGGCGGCUACGGACUCCAGCAUUCAGGACAUGCCCAGCAGCAGCACCAGCAGCAGGCGCGAGCCUCUCUGUGCCCCGGCCCCGGUCAGCUGGGCGUGUACGUGGUGUUUGCGGAGGUGCUGCCGCGCGGGCUGCUGGAGCUGGCGGCCAGGGAGCUGGCGGCAGUCAUGCCGAUCAUCUUCAGCACGUUCCGUGAGUCCCUCGCCGCCUCCGCCACCGCUGCUGCCGUAACUGCCGCCGCCACCACUACUGCGACCAGCUGCUUCACUGGCGGCGGCGCGACCUCACCGCUGCCAGAUCCGCUGCUGCACGACACCAUGGCUGCCGCCCGCUGUCACGGAGCGCCCGCCGCCCAGCUGGCGGCGGACUGGCAGGCGCUGCACUGCCAGCUCACAGGACAGCCGGUGCCGCCGCCGCCGCCGCCGCCGCCGCGGAUGCCCGUCCCGCUGGGACUGCCAUCAUCAGCAGCCGCGCCAGCGGUGACCAGCGGCUGUGGCCUAGCGCGCGCCUCCCCCGCAACCGCCGCCGGCAUCAUGACGCCGCCGCCGCAGCCAGCACACCACCAGCUGCCGGUGUCCUGUCCCAGUGGCAACAACGUGCUGGCGGCGGCGGCGGCGGCGGCGGCGGCGGCCAACGGCUCCGUGCUGUCCACCGUGUCCGAGGACGGGCUGGCGGCGCCAGCGGCGGCUGCAGCGGCGGCAGUGGCGGACAGUGACGUGGACACAUCAGAGCUGUUGGAUGCAGUGCAGUCGGCGGCGGCGCCGUCUCUGCCGCCUUCUGCGGCGCCCAUCGUCGCGCACAGCAGUGACCCGCUGGUACGGCGCCUGAGCCUGAGCCGCGCCAUCAUGGGCGGCGGUGGCGGCGGGACCAACAGCGCCGCGGCGGCCUUGCGCUGCCCCGUCAGUCCAGGCAGCCGCUCGGCCUCUGGCAAUCCUAGCGCUGCCGACAACCGCGCGGCGAGCGGCGGCAGCAGCCGCCACCGCCGCAGCAGCUUGUGGGGAGCCCCGCCGGCUCAGUCGCAACUCCAGCCUCCGUUGCAGCGGCACCGGGCCAGUGGCACGCACGUGGCGGCAGCCGCUGUGUUCCCCGAGGCAGGAGGGGACGACCUUGCUAUCCCCCGGGUGGCUGGAGACCGGUCGCCAGCCGCGGCCGACUGGGGCCUGGCUGGCGGUGCCGGUGCUGGGGCUGCACGGCCCGCCAGCAGCAGCAUCCGCCGCCAUGCAGCACCAAGCAGUCCCAGCGGUGCUGCUGUGGCAGCGAACAGCCUGGGCCUCGUGCGGCGCGGCAGUGGCCUGAUGGAGGCCCUGCAACGCAAGCUGCGUGGCGGCAGUAGCGGGCAGCAGCAGCAGCGUGCAGCGCCUUCCUCGCCGCCUGCCGCACUGCCUGUGUUACCUGCAGUCCAACAGAGCCAUCCGCAGCUGCACGUGAGUCGGACCAGCCUGGCCCUGGAUGCAUCAGUGCGCUCGCAGCAGCAGCAGCAGCCGGAUGCUCCAGCAGCAGCAUGUGCUGGAGCCACACCGGCGGGCAGCAACAGCAGCAGCCUCCAACCCGGUUGUGGCCGUGUUGCAGCGGCAGUGGCAUUGGCAGCAGCUGCAGGCUCUGGAGCCGGCAGCCUGAAUCUCCGCGCUGGAACCGGCACUGCUGGCGCCGGCGCCGGCCGAUCGGCUCCCCGCCGCAGCCGGACCUCCCAGGGUCUCAACAGCGGCGGGCACGGCACAGCGGCGCCCCACUCACUCUUCCUGGUGUCUCCUGGGUCCGCCGCAUCUGCCUUCAGCCGCUCCGGCCACCAAGGCAAUGCGCUGCGCCGGCGCUCCACCCUCAGCGCCAUGCUGCCCAGCCUGCAACACAUUCACCUGGUGGCCCAGCAGCAGCAGCUGCAGCAGAGGGCGCUGCUGGCGUCAAGUCCGGCGCUGUUCCUGGAGCAGGCGGCGGAGGUGGAGGCCGCAGUGGCGCCGCCGCCCACUGAGGCUCUGCUGGCGGCCAUGCGGCGGCGGCUGUCCACCGCCCUCACUUCGCACGAGGAGGGACAGCAGGCAAAGGCUGCUGUGAGUCAAGAUAUUGCGGCGUUGGAGCUGUUGGAGAUGCUGGGCCACGGCGGCCAGGGUGUGGUGUUCCGCGGCACGCUGCACGGGCUAGAGGUGGCGGUCAAGGUGCUGGAGCAGAAGUCCCCCACGGCCGCAAAGGACAACUGCAAAGACAACCAGGCAGUGGCAGCGGAUGCAGGCGCCGAUGCCGCCGGAAAGGAAGGCGCGGAGGCAGGGGCGGAGGUGGAAGCGGAGGGUGUCGCAAGCAAGGAGGAGGAGGAGCUGGCACGCACGGCCAAGCGCAGUGCUAUGGAGCUGGCGGUGGCCAGUGUGGUCAGCCACCCCUACAUCGUGCAGGUGUACGCAGCCUUCAGCGACGUGGCGGUGGUGCGGCACCGCGACGCCGCCGCAGAGGCCGUGCUGCGCCUGUGCGCGGCAGACGACCUGCGUGCAGUGGGCAUUGCGCCGGACCCCAUCAACCAGGUCCUGUGCCUCGAGUUUUGCGACUCGGGCUCCCUGGCAAGCAAGGUGCGCGCCGGCGCGUUCCACCAGCCGUGCGCCUCCAGCGCCGAGCAGGGCGCCAUGUGGCCGGCGCUGGUGCCCCUGUACACGAGCCUGCUGGAGGUGGCGCUGGCGCUGCGGCACAUGCACUCCAAGCGCCUGGUGCACUGCGACGUCAAGGCCGCCAACGUGCUGCUCAAGAGCUCGGCAAGGGACCCCCGCGGCUGGAGCUGCAAGCUGAGCGACUUUGGAUGCGUGCGUAUCCUGAACGAGGAGGGGCCGGACGGGCAGCCCGGCUUCCGGUCCGCGCACCCGCACGGCACCGUGCCAUACAUGCCACCUGAGUGCUUCCUGGGCGCCCGCAUGCUGCUGGGCACCUCAGUGGACGUGUACGCGUUUGGAGUGCUGAUGUGGGAGCUCCUGUACGCACGGACGCCUUUCAAGGGCAUGGAGAAGAAGGACAUCGCCUUCCAGGUGGUCCACGCCGGCCUGCGCCCCGCCUUCCAGCCCCUGGCGCCGCCCGCCUACGUGCACCUGGCGGAGUGCUGCAUGGCGGCGCAGCCCCGGGCCAGGCCCACUGCGCUGGCGCUGGUGGCGGAGUUGCAGCAGCUGCUGGCGGAGGCGGUGGAGGCGGAGGGCGGCGGAGGGCGCGGCGUCUCCGUGGCGCUUGCCAUGCAGCUGUCUGCUGUGAGCUAGACUGAACGGUGGAAUCAUGUAGGUUACGCUGCAGGAUCCGGAGUAGUAGACCAGUGCCUAUCUACACAUGCAGUACUGUAGUAUGAUGGGCACUGCGGCAAGGCGGAGCACAUUGCUACUGUUGCGCUAGCUGUUUGUGAUGACAGCACCACUCGCUCAUUCGGAACGCGACUGCCCGCCACGGUACCUAGCACAUUGGGUGGUGCUCGGAUUCUCGCAAGCAAUGCGUGAGGCACGCUCAUGCAUCGAAGAAGCUAAGAGAUGCAUCGUGUUUGGGGCAGCAGUACAAAGACGACGUGACGUGCUUGUGUUGCAUAUCGAGUGCGCUACGCUUGCCUAGUGUCGGUCAGAUAAGACAGCGGCAGUACGGUGUGCGCGUGGGGAGCGCCGGAGAGCAUGCCUAGCUCAGCGCAAGCUCGCUGUUCUUCACAGCUUAAUUAUUGCGCAGUUAUCACAUGUACAGUUUAUUGUUAGUCUAUUGCGAAGUUAAGUUCUUCUGUUGAUGCUUUGCAACACGCGGAACAGUAUGGUGAGUGGCCAAGGCCCCAGGGGCUUGGGGUGUCGGGUUUGAAUGGGACCUCGAGCAUUGUCAUUCAUGCUGCAGUACCUCCAACUGCUAAGUAUGCAGUCUAUGGUGUGGUGCCAUUUGCAGACUUCGUGGGAAUGAGGGCGGAGCCAUUGGAUGCAUGUACUGGGGCUGGGGUCGGGGGCAACCAAGGGUAUACUGUCAUGGUGGAUGUUGUCAUGGUUGCGCGGGGCAUCGCCCAAAUGGCCCAAAUUGCGUAAUUCAGAACAGUAGGAUAGCAGGGUGUGUGAAUAUUUGUAAAAUAAUCAACAUGUGUGUGUGUGAGUUGGUGUGUGUGUCUGUGUGCAUGCGUGCGUGCGUGUGAGUGAGAGAGGAUACAUGAUGGAUAAAGUAUGCCAUGUGGCACGAGUGGGAGAGCGUGUGUGUGCAUCGUAUGUCGUAGUGAAGCGGGCACAGGGGCUAAUGGAACAGAACAAACCGCAGAUGUAGGGUGUGUUACAGAUCACAGCAAAGACUGAGUGGGUCAGCGGUGUGGGUCAGGGGAUCCCCUGGUGUGGGUGUUACGGCACUGUGCGUAUGUGCAGGGGUGUGCAUCCCCGCGUAUGUGCGCGUCAAUUUAUGUACACUUGCGCAGAUUUGGGGUAUCGGGUGCAAAGCACGUGCUCGGCCGGUCGACUCGUAUGUAUAACUUUCUCUGCUUAGGGUCUAGCAAGGGACGAGCCCUGCUGCCCCCAUGCUGUACUGCUGCUGCUGAUAAGGAUAUCACAAGGUGUGCAUCUUGGAGCCGUCCUUGUUGGCAGGCGCCGUGACUCCGUGAGGCCGUGUGGGUCUGGUUACCUCGGCUCCUUUGGGAAGUGCGGGCUGUCUCCCUCCCUCCCGCGGAAGCCCCGAUUGGCGAUUGCUCACACGAACCAAAUCCUGGGCGGAGGACUAUCCAGGGGAUUCGUAUUCUAGUGUCAGGGUCAGGAGGCGUUAGCAACGGAUUAGGUGCCUGGCUUGCGGUCAAGGCCGGACAGAACCAUGUAACCCACUGCCAUG
Messenger RNA from Chlamydomonas reinhardtii, 7761 nucleotides. RefSeq lists its product as uncharacterized. NCBI's taxonomy places the organism in Eukaryota, Viridiplantae, Chlorophyta, Chlorophyceae, Chlamydomonadales, Chlamydomonadaceae. The record is from RefSeq and is a predicted model, not a curated record. Gene Ontology annotation, molecular function: protein kinase activity; ATP binding. Bases 669 to 6197 code for a protein of 1842 amino acids. Gene Ontology annotation, biological process: protein phosphorylation. The transcript is spliced from 17 exons.